Messenger RNA from Amphimedon queenslandica, 7007 nucleotides. RefSeq lists its product as uncharacterized. Lineage: Eukaryota; Metazoa; Porifera; Demospongiae; Haplosclerida; Niphatidae. Bases 117 to 6677 code for a protein of 2186 amino acids. The record is from RefSeq and is a predicted model, not a curated record. Gene Ontology annotation, biological process: superoxide metabolic process. The transcript has 11 exons. Gene Ontology annotation, molecular function: metal ion binding; protein binding.
UAAGCCACACCCUAGUGCAUCUCUGUUGCUGUCUGACUUUCUCUGUCUCUCUGUCUCCCUCUCUCUCUCUCUUGUCCUGUGCAGGUAAAGGAAACAAAGACAACAAGGGUGACAGCAUGCAGGUUCAUGCUCCAAUCACUCUAACAGUUUUGAUAUGGCUACUCCUGAUAGAAUGUUGCUCAGCUAAUCUCACUGCUAUUGCAACAGUAUCACAAAGAGGAGUUACAGGAACUAUCAUUUUCACUCAAAACACACCCACCUCAGAGACAAACAUCAGACUUACCCUAACUGGUCUUCCGCCCGAUGAACUAUACCAAUGGCACGUCCACCAGUAUCCGUUUGCCAGUGCCCUCCCAUCGCCGUGCUCCCCUCCGAACACUGGUGGUCACUUUGAUCCUCUUGGCGCAUUCAAUCAAGCAAAUUACUCAACUAAUUGUAAUAAAAAUAAUCCAGCUGCUUGUGAGAUUGGGGAUCUCAGUGGAAAGUUUGGUCUAUUAAAUGUGUCUGACUUACCCUUCUCAGAAGGAGAUGACACCAUCUCCUUAUACGGUCGUCAUAGUAUAAUCGGUCGUUCGAUAGUAUUUCAUUUUAGUAAUGGAACUCGGUUUGUUUGUGCUAACAUUCUUAUCAACUCGUCUCAAGACGUCAUAUCAAGAGCUUAUUCUCCAUUUCGUCGCUCGAGUAUUGUCGGUAAUAUUUACUUUACUCAGUACUCGUUCAACCUCACAACUGUCUUUGUUGAUCUCCUUUCUCCCUUGGCUACUCAGGAUCACAACUGGCAUGUUCACGAGGAUCCAGUCACGGGCGGAGACAAUGCUUGCUCUUCUACAGCUGGACAUUAUAAUCCGCGGAAUGUAAAUGUUACUAAUAACGACUAUCUUAAUAACUGUAACGAGUCAAACCCGUUUGAAUGUGAGGUUGGGGAUUUAUCGAAUAAAGGAGGAACGAUAUCGUUUAGCAGUACCAGUAAUCAAGGAAGAUUGUUCUACUCUGAUAUUGAUCUUCCUCUAUUGAUAGACAGUGAAGGACACUAUAUAGAGAACAGAUCCAUUGUGAUUCAUCAAGAGAACAGAGGUGCUCCUAGAGUAGCUUGCGGUAAUUUAACAGCAUUGAAACCAAGAGAAGCAGUAUCUGUUUUUAACGGUGAAGAAGGAGUUUAUGGCUCUAUCAAAUUCAAACAAGACUCUCCUUUUGAUCCUACAACAGUUCUCGUUAAUAUUACCGGACUCAAUGAAAUGGCUGGUGGGUAUCAUGUCCAUGAGACUCCAGUUGGUGAGGGAGUUACUGAUCGGAGCCGAUGUGGUCCGUCAUACACUGGGGGACAUUGGAACCCAAGAAAUGCACCAUAUCCCCUACCACCAGGCCUGACCAGUGACCAGUAUGAGGUCGGAGAUUUAAGCGGUAAAUUUGAAUUACUAGAUGGACUUAAUGAGUCAGCUGCAGAGUAUUCCGAUCCUAAUAUUCCUUUGUUUGGGGUUGAUAGUAUCAUUGGCCGAUCAGUCGUAAUACAUUUAGCUGAGCCUGGAGCACCAAGGUGGGUCUGUGCUAAUAUUAAUUAUGCUCGGCCAACUGUCCAAGUGUCAGCUGCUUUUUCAUUUUCAAAUAAUCAGAGCUUUGAAGUCGUGUUUGUCCAACCUGAUGAUGAUCCUUACUCUGAUACUACCAUUUUUAUUAGGAACAAUUCUUUCAUAGAACCACCUUCACCUUCUCCCUCUCCUUCUCCUUCAGUCACUAGCCCGACUUCACUCUCUUCUUUGCCUCAAACUUCAUUGAUUUCUUCUCUAGAAUUUGCAAUGUCUUCCUCUCUUUCUCCUUCUCCCUCUCCCUCGCUCCUCCUUGGUUCGGGUGAUGGCGACAUGAUGCUACGAAAGAAAAGAUUCUCAGAUAGCGACAUAAUGAAUGAGUUAUUGGAAGCUGACGAUGUUUACAUGUAUGAGGAAAAUGACGAAAUGAAUGAUCAGUUCGUCAACGAAAAAGAGGCGGAGCAUCCAAUAAUGGUUGCUAAGAGACAGAUCAUGGACUUGUCACCAAUAUCGUGGAGUGUGAGCAAUUUACCGGCUCAACAAGGAGGAGGCGUGGCCUGUGAUUUAUUUAUGCCAAUCCUCUCAAACAGCAAUGAUACAUUGUGUAUGAAUGGGGUACAGUUAGGAUGCUCUGGUGGAGAUCUUACAGCUAAACACGGUCCACUUACUGUGAAUAGCAAUGGAAUGAUAAGGACUGUAUAUACUGAUCCAUAUCUACCACUCUCUGGAGAUAAUUCUGUAUUAGGUAAAGGAUUACUAGUACAAUCUGACGGUGAAGGACAAUUGGCUGCUAUUCAACCAUCAGACAUGCCAGCACUCACAAAUGCCACUAGUUGUAUAGUAUCUACCUCAUCAACUUCAUCAAUUUCUUCAACCACUUCUACAGCUGCCAUUACUCUUACUAACACUAUAAGCACAUCGCAAGUUACUACAACUUCUACUCUCAGUACUACAAGCACUAGUGCUGGCCCAUCUAUUUCUGUUGUAACAGAAACACCUAGCGGAGUGUUGCCGUUUUCAAACACGAUUUUAAUAAUUAUUUGUGCUGGAGGAGGUGGAGUCCUUCUUCUCCUCCUCAUCCUCUUCCUUGCUUUGUGCAUCAUAUGUUGCAAAUGUAGAAGAUCCAAUCGCUACGACAAGUACAUGAAGGAUCACAUUCGAUCGGCUGGUAACAUUGAGCUCGGAAAAUAUAAGAGAACUAAUCCUAUUAGUGGAGUUUCCUGUUAUCGGGUCUUGUAUGACUACGAUCCACAACAAGACGGAGACCUUGAACUCAAAGAAGGAGAAAUGGUGACAUUGCUUGAGUCUCCUUUGGACGGCGACUGGUGGUGCGGAAAACUGGAGAAUGAGAAGCAGGGCUGGUUCCCUAAAUCAUAUGUUGAAUACGUCGACAUUGUUGGGGAAAAUAAGAAACGGCAAGAAGAUAGUUUUGCUGUUGCAGCAGCAACGAUAAGAGUUGCUUCAAUGGCCUUCACGUCACCAAACACACCCUCAACAAAUAGCAAGCUCCAUAAAGACUUGAAAGAAGAGGAAUCAACGUUCAUAAUACCAAACCUUCACACUGGGACUCCUCAAGCCAGCCCUCAGAUAGCAAGAGCUCACACGCCAAUAAAGAGAGCUCCGUCCGAAGCCACACCCUCUCCUCCACCUUCUUACGAGUCUCCAAUUCCACCAGAAGACAUUUACAUUGCAAAGUUUGACUAUUCACCUCAGAGUGAUUCUGAGUUAAAGAUGGCACAAGGAGAUCGUGUCAUUAUCAUAGAAAGAGCUGAUGGGGGCUGGUGGCAUGGUGUGAUAGGAGAGGAGCACGGCUGGUUUCCCGAGACUUUUGUCGAACCCGAGGAAAGUUCCCCCCCAAUGUAUGACGAGGACAAGAAAGAAGAGACAAAGAAAGAGGAAGAGGAGGAACCUUUUAGGCCACGAGGGAUGACAGAGUUUCAUAAAGAAACAUCAGAUGAGGUCGAAGCUUCAGAAUAUAAAGCUGUAUAUACUUAUACGUCAGAUACUGACGGUGAUUUGAAGUUCCAGGAAGGCGAUACGAUCCUAGUGUAUUGGGCGAAUCCUAAUGGCUGGUGGUUUGGUUCUGUUGAUGGUAGACAAGGGUAUUUCCCUGGGAGCUAUGUGGAGGCUGUGAUGGAGCAUACUGCAUCACCAAAUCUCUCAGGAGAAGGACUAGGAGUAAUAAAAGAAGAAUCUCCUCCCAGUGAGGCCGGAGGGACUAGCUUUAGUGAUGAGAUUUCCAAUGCUUUCAAGAAAAGGAAAGAAGCUGCAGAAACAGGAGGAGAGAGAGCAGCAAUAUCUCCUGUUCCCAGCAGCAGCGGUAGUCUAAGUGAUGAAAUAGCAAAUGCUUUCAAGAGAAGAGAAGAGAGAAAGCCGGGAGCAACAGACUCUCAAAAAUCUUCUCCAGCUCUAGCUCGUGGUGGUACCAGUGGUAGCCUUGAAGAUCAACUAGCAGCUGCUAUUAAGAAACGCAGUACCAGCCCACCACAAGAACCGCCAGUGGUUAGCAGUGGAGGAGCAACUGGAGGAGGCGGUAGUCUUGAGGAUCAACUUGCAGCUGCUCUUAAGAAACGGAGCUCAAGUCCACCAGCACAUGCGAUAAAAGAAAAGGAGCAAGUUGACGAGAAGGAGAAGGAAGAAGAGAAAAGGGAGGCCUCUGGUUCCCUUGGUAACAUUCAAACUGAGAUAAUGUCUAUGCUGACAUCGUUUGGUGGGUCGAGUGAGAGUAGUACAGUAGGAACUGAUAAAGAAAAACUGAUAAAAGACGAAGAACCACAGGCCACUGAUAAAAAGCCAGUUAAAAGACGACAAGCUCCGCCUCCUCCUAAAUCAAAAAGUGUUACAUCAAAAUCACCGACUCCAGCAUCGCCAGAACCACCUUUACAAACCACACCCACUCCCACACCUUCUAACGAGACUCCUAAAUCACCAGAUGAUACGCAGGCCACUGCAAUCCCUCCCGUUGUCAAGGCAACAGAUCAAACCACACCCACUGGAAGAAGAAAACCACCAGUUGUUCCCUUAGUAGUGGACAAGCCAGUUGAGGCAACGCCCACAAAUAUAUCAAAAACUCCGCCCAUUGAACAAAAAGUAAAGACCGAGGAACCGAAAAAACAGUCAAGAACUUUACCUCCAAAAGUAGUCAAGCAGUUGACGGCUUCUCCAGGGACUAAGGCACGUAGAGCUCCUCCCCCUCCGCCGUCGUCAUUGGCAACACACACAAAAACAGCUUCAGUCUCAUCUGAUGAUGACAAAUCAGGUCAGCCUCAAAAUAAAAACAAGCCAAUCGCUUUAGAAGCUGCAAAACCAACAAGUACAAGUAGCGAUAGCGCUAGCGAAAAAAUACUUUCAUCUGAGACUCAAGAACCUAAGGCAAUAGUACAGAAAGGGUCUGGAUGGAAGCCACAGACUAGAAAAGGAAAGAAACAAGCUCCUCGUAGGAACCCACCCCUUCCUCCACCCACUGCCACGCCUACUACUGUUGCGGCAAGUACUCAAUCAAAAAAUAAACCAAAAGUGCAAAUUGUUCGGAGACCAACUGCGAGAAAUAUACCACCGCCUCCUAAUAUUCCUUUACCAGCUCCACCAAAGAAAUCACCGAGCAACAUUCCACCUCCCCCUUCUACUUCUCUCCCUCCUCCUCCUUCCUCUCCCCUCCCUCCUCCCCCAACUUCUUCCCUUUCUCCUCCCCCAACCUCUUUCCUUUCUCCUCCUCCUUCUUCUCCUCUUCCUCCUCCUCCCUCUUCUCCUCUUCCUCCUCCUCCCAAACAGAAAUCAAGCGACUCAGAUAACUCUGAAAGAAAGAAGAGUGUCACAAGGCCUUCUCGCCCUCCACUAGCAAAACAAAAGAGUACAGACAAUAGCGGAGACCCUCCUUCAGUUCCUUCUCACGACAGCGAUUACGAAAAACCAAUCUCUACGCCUUCAAAGAAAGCAUCAGCAGACUAUGAAGAACCUUUACCAAAGCCCUUGCAUGGUUACGAAAAAAUAGAUCCAUCAAAACUUGUUGAACGUGGAAGCUACGACAAGCCAGUGCCGCCAAAAGAAACUAAACCAGCAGGUAAUGAGUACGAGGAGCCAUUACCCAAACCAAGAGUAAGAACAUCUGCCACUAAGCCUCCUCAAAUAGCAAAUCAAUAUGAAGAAGUAAAAUCACCUACUAAAGAUGAUGAUGGUAAUAACGAUUAUGAGCCGGUCAGACCUCCAACUGUUGCUGAGCUUGCAGUUACUACGAAUCCAGCUCCUCCUGUUGCUAGUAGGGACUCUAAUCUCAAACCUUCUGAGCCGUCAAAUCCUUUGACUGGUCCUUCCCCUAAACCUAAAGUAAAACCCAAACCAGCGAAACUCUUAAAACCCAAACCUCCCGUGGCUAAGAAACCAGCCUCACUCAGUCCUAGUGUCAAUAAGAAAGAAGAGAAUGAGUCUGCCGAGGGUACCGCCCCCAAACCAAAGCCUCGCCCUCCCAAACCAUCCCCACCCCCAAGAGUAAGUAGUCUGCCGUCAACUCCUCAAGGGUCUCCGUCUCCCACGGCAAAACGAAAACAUUCGCCAGUUCCAAGUCCUUUAGCUACGAGAUCCUUUCCAGUUCCUCCAAAAAGCCCUUCGUCACCACUCCCACCCACUCAACCAUCGACCACGCCUUCUUCUGCCCCACCCACUAAAGCCGAACGAAAGUCUAGUCUUCCUCCUCCACGUCCCAAACCUCCUCCGAUACGGAAACUGAGUGCAGCAUCAGCGGAACAGACUGACGCUGGUAAUAACAAGGUCACCAGUCCAUUAAGUAAUGGGCCCAUUAUUUCUAAUGGAGUCAAACCAGACAAACUGGAUCAACCUGUUCCCAAGGCCAGGAGGACUAGUGGAGAAGGCUCUACAAAAGCUUCAAUUCCUGCGAGACCUCCUCCUCCUAGAUCGAUCAAAAAAGAAAAGAAAGAUGACGACGAUGGAGGGCAGGCUCAGAAGUAUUACAAAGCGCUGAAGAGUUAUACCAGUGGAGGAGGUAAUGGCGAUCACCUUAGUUUUAGUAAGGGGGAUAUACUUGUAGUCCUGGAUGAUGGCGGAGCAGGUAAAGAAGGCUGGGUUCAUGGCAUGUUGGACGAUGGGACAACGGGUCUCUUCCCUCUAUCUCAUGUAACAGAUUUUCAACCAAACCAAUGAUAAUGCAUAGAUAUACAUACAUACACGUGUACAUAAUCGCUGAAUGUAACUUGUUUUUAUAACAAUCACUUACACACGAUAAGCACAUUAUUGUUGUUGUUGUUGUUGUUGUUGUUAUUUACUAGUAGCUGCUCAUUGUGGUAUUUUAUGCAUAUUUAUUUCCUUACAAACUUUUUGUUUAAUUUUUUUUCUUUUUAUGUCAGACGGGGCUGGACUCUUCUCCUCUGAAUGUUGGUUGAUUUGAUCUUCCUUGUACUUUUUAUUUAAUACUUAUUUUACUUUCCUUGUUUGUAAUAUGUCACUGUUAAUAUAUAGUUACUCUUCCUUUCU